Messenger RNA from Helianthus annuus (common sunflower), 1647 nucleotides. RefSeq lists its product as uncharacterized. The transcript has a single exon. Lineage: Eukaryota; Viridiplantae; Streptophyta; Magnoliopsida; Asterales; Asteraceae. The coding region runs from base 1 to 1647 and encodes 548 amino acids. The record is from RefSeq and is a predicted model, not a curated record.
AUGACAGAAGAAGAAAACAACAACAACCUCGCCAUCCAAAUAGCCAACCUCCUAAAAAAUGGAGUUCAAACUCAAACCCAGAACCCGAAACCAAACCCAUCCGACAGCCUAAAAAUCAGCCUUAAUCUCACAAGCCAAAACUACCCUCUAUGGGCUCGGAUGAUACGAGUCGCCAUAGGGGGGAAAUUGAAAGCCUUACUAAACCAUCUCACCCAAAACCCACCAGAACCCAUUAAUGAACAGUGGGAACAAGAUGAUUUGAUCGUCUUUUCUUGGCUGAUUCAAAAUAUUGAACCAAGCCUUACUAGUAACCUCACAGAGUUCCCAACGGCGAAUACACUAUGGGAUGCACUCUCGGUUACAUAUAGCAGUGGCAAAGACAAGCUCCAAACUUUCGAUCUCCAUGUCAAGGCAAACGAGUUCAAGCAGAAUGGCUUACCACUGGAGGAAUUCUGGAUCGUGAUGCAGGGUAUCCGGGGAGAAAUCAAGCGGCGAGAUCCAAACCCGAUGAAGUGUUCCGAUGACAUCGCUACUUACAACAAAGUCAGGUCAGAAAACAAGUUAUUCCAAUUGCUUAACGCUCUUGACCGAAAGUAUGAUUCCCUCAAACGGGAAAUCCUCCGGUGGGACCCCUUACCGACGACCGAAGCCGCUUAUGCUGCUGUCCGAAAAGAAACAGCACAUCAAAGCAUCUUCGGGAACACUCAACAAGGGGUUGGAUCGGGCCUGAACUCACUUGGAAGUUCCGAUGGGUUAGGGCUCGUCUCUAGGAGCCGCUGGUCAGACCAGAAAUCUAAUCCGUCAUCAUCCCGGAUUGAUAAGAGCAAGCUGAAGUGUGACCACUGUGGCAUGGCCAAACACACGAAGGAACAAUGCUUCAAAAUCGUGGGUUACCCGGACUGGUGGGCCGAUGGGCACAAGAAGGGGAGAGCCGCUGCCGCCGUGGGCAACCAAGAGACUACCAGCAGCGGCGGCAGUAGUGGUGAGCAUCAGAAACUCGCCGGAGGUCUUGACGGAAUCGACAAGGGAAACAGUGGGGGCUGUUGUUUUGCGGCCCUUCAAGGAGAAGAGACAACAGGUAUAGGGUUUGAGAAUAUCAUCUCAAACCCUCCACUUCCUCAAUAUACUCCUCUCAAACAAAGAAAAUCCAAUUUGACAGUUUUGAGCCCUCAAUUUUUUAAUCCCACCAUACUUGAUCUAUUAAAUAAAGACCAAGUUUCAGAAAUUACAAAUAACACCCCUCACAUUUCCAACUUAGAUAAAAAGGAAUUAAAAAACUCCUUUAAUGUUGGAAAAGUGAACAUGGCAACAAAAAAUGAAAAAAAUGGAGAUGCAUGGAUAUUUGAUUGUGGUGCUACCGACACAAUGACUUAUGAAAAAUCUGACAUGUGUUCAACGUCAGAACCACAAAAGAAAAGAAUUCACACUGCAAAUGGAGAAGUCCUUCAAGUGAAAGGAGUAGGGACUACUCAAAUUUCCGAAAACAUGAAACUGUCAAAUUGCCUCUAUGUCCCAUCCUUAUCUCAUAAGUUGCUAUCGAUCAGUCAUGUUACAAAAGAACUAAACUAUAUUGUGCUAAUGCAUCCUACCUUUUGUAUCUUACAGGACAUCAGGACGGGAAAGAUCAUUGGGCGUGGUACUGAAUGA